AUGAGCUCGUCAUUCAGGGCGGUCUGGGACCGCAUCAAGCCGCUCAUACCAGAUCUAUUCACAAAGGGUCGCUUGAAUUUUAUCACAAUACAUUAUCUGUACAUCUCUGGCAUGGCACUUACAGGCUCCGUCAUCAUCUACGCAAUUGGUGGUAUGCCUUACAUUGAUGCCCUCUUUUUCGGUAGCGGUGGUGCAACUCAAAGCGGCCUCAACACAAUCGACGUCAAUAAAAUCCAUACCGGCCAACAAUUUCUUCUCUACAUGCUCAGCAUGCUCUGCAAUCCAAUCUUCAUCCAUAGCUCUGUUGUGUACGUCCGGUUGUAUUGGUUCGAGAAAAGAUUCAAGCACGUUGUAGAAGAAGCCCGCAAUCUCCGCAGAUCCAAGUCAAAGGGCAGAUCCGUUUCCAAAGCCAAAAACGAUCCUGAACUGGGCAGGAAAGAGAAGGGCGUGCGAGGGAGGAGCAUUGUCGUGCUUCAUGAUGGUCAUACGUUUGAUGGAAGCUUGGAAGAGGAAAAGUCCAAGGCCAACGCAGCGGAGGAAAGUCUAAGUUCCUCGUCUGCACGCAAUGAGAGCGUGACUAGCUCUAACGACACCGCUCAGGGCGAAAUACCUUCUGAAAGACAAGGAGCAUUGGGUGCAGAUGGCGCAGUACCUGAGAUCAUACAACCUCCUCAACGCCAUAACAUGGACCACCAUAUCGCCUUCCUAGAGAAUCAGAGGAGUCCCAAAGACAAGAGCACGCUGCGUAUACCAAGUCCACGCGAGUUUGACCGCGGCGGGAAGCCCGAGGAUGUCGGUGACGAAGAAAAUGCAGCUUUGACACGCAAGGCCACAGGCCGGCUCGAUCAACCUCACUUGGGUCCUGUGGAUUUUGGCAGGACGCCCGUAUCAGCCAAUCACAUCACCAUCAAUGAACCCAAGAUCUCGCGAUCUCGAGAGAAGGCCAGCCCAUUUCCAAGACUCGAGACUGAGAAGAAUGGCUCCCGCUCAUCAUCCGCACAACCCUCUGCCAGCCUGUUCUCCAAAGUGAGAUCGAGGCGGGCAAGUGAUAUUAAGGGUCUCAUCAGCGCCAACACCACCUUUUUCAAGUCGAAAGAAGAAGAGCCCAAGGAACAAGCACCAUACCUGAGUUGGGUACCUACCGUUGUGCGCAAUUCUACUUUCGUCAAUCUCAAUGAAGAGCAAAGGGAAGAAUUAGGAGGCAUUGAGUAUCGUGCGCUCAAAACUCUUGCGGUCGUAUUGAUAGCAUACUUCUUCCUUUUUCAUGCCUUUGGUGUCAUUUGUCUGACGCCAUGGAUUAUGGAAAGUGCCACCUACGGUUCAGUCGUUACUAGUUUUGGUCAAGGUCGACCCUGGUGGGGAGUUUUUACUGCAGGUUCUGCUUUCAAUGAUUUGGGCUUCACUCUGACGCCUGAUUCCAUGAUCUCCUUCGGCACUGCGGUCUUCCCGCUACUGCUCAUGACCUUCCUUAUCAUUAUCGGCAACACUGGUUUCCCAUGCAUGCUCAGAUUUGUCAUCUGGUUUACUUCCAAACUGGUUCCACGAGGAACUGGUCUGUGGGAGGAGCUUCAGUUUCUACUCGAUCAUCCGCGUCGGUGCUUCACCCUACUGUUUCCGAGGGCAGCUACCUGGUGGCUUUUUGCUAUAGUCAUUGCACUCAAUGCCCUGGAUCUGAUUUUCUUUGUCAUACUAGACUUGAAUGACGAAACGGUUUCGAGAAUGCCGGGAUUCCAGAAAUUCACCAACGGACUGUUUCAAGCUGCUUCGACUCGAACGGCUGGGUUUUCGGUUGUCAAUCUUUCCUUGUUGCACCCUGCAAUUCAAGUCUCCUACCUCAUCAUGAUGUAUAUUUCCGUCUUCCCGAUCGCCAUCUCCAUGCGUCGAACAAACGUGUACGAAGAAAAGAGCUUGGGGAUCUACGGGGAAAGGCCAGCCAACGGCGAUGGUGAUGACAGUGAGCCAAGCUACAUUGGAGCUCAUUUGCGCAAGCAAUUGAGUUUCGAUUUGUGGUAUGUCUUUUUGGGACUUUUCAUCAUCGCCAUUGUGGAGGGCGACAGGCUCGAAAACACCAACGAGUAUGCCUUUACUCUAUUUUCCGUGCUCUUCGAGAUCAUCUCCGCCUACGGAACUGUCGGACUCUCGUUGGGAUAUCCAACCAUCAAUGCUUCGUUUUCUGGGGAAUUCAGGACAGUGUCGAAAUUGGUCAUCAUCGCCAUGCAGAUUCGUGGACGUCACAGAGGGCUGCCGUAUGAGCUGGACCGUGCCGUCCUGUUGCCAUCGGAAUCGUUGCAGGAGAAAGAGGCAGCGGAAGCAAGUAGGAUGCUACAAAGACGAAUGACAUCACUUAGUGAUACUUCGAAAAGGGAUCUGUCCAGGAUGCAAUCGCCCGCUUCACAAUCUCAAACACCUUUCACCCCAUUCACCCCUAGCCCUCCACAAGACAAUGCUCUGACCAGUGCUGUGACGGUCAGCAAUGAUGACAUGAAGGAAAGGCUUGCAAAUAUAGAAAGUCUGCACAAUGAGAAGCCCUCAGGUCCGGUGAGGUCUGGACUCGGUAAUGCAAUGUUCCGACUUGCCUCACCGAUGCACAAACAGGUUCCUGAGGGGGGUGAGACUAAGCAGGAUUAA
Messenger RNA from Endocarpon pusillum Z07020, 2628 nucleotides. RefSeq lists its product as uncharacterized. The record is from RefSeq and is a predicted model, not a curated record. Gene Ontology annotation, biological process: intracellular potassium ion homeostasis; potassium ion import across plasma membrane. The transcript is spliced from 2 exons. Gene Ontology annotation, cellular component: plasma membrane. NCBI's taxonomy places the organism in Eukaryota, Fungi, Ascomycota, Eurotiomycetes, Verrucariales, Verrucariaceae. The coding region runs from base 1 to 2628 and encodes 875 amino acids. Gene Ontology annotation, molecular function: high-affinity potassium ion transmembrane transporter activity.